This is a messenger RNA of Cantharellus anzutake, 492 nucleotides long. RefSeq lists its product as uncharacterized. The transcript is spliced from 2 exons. The record is from RefSeq and is a predicted model, not a curated record. Gene Ontology annotation, molecular function: acetylesterase activity; monoacylglycerol lipase activity. The coding region runs from base 1 to 492 and encodes 163 amino acids. Gene Ontology annotation, biological process: medium-chain fatty acid catabolic process; medium-chain fatty acid biosynthetic process. Lineage: Eukaryota; Fungi; Basidiomycota; Agaricomycetes; Cantharellales; Hydnaceae.
AUGUGGCUGUCCGGGCGAGUUCCUCACUCGGAUGUGGGAAGGUGGCUGUACGAAAACUCGCACACGGUUCCUCCAACAUAUUAUACGCAAGCGAGCAGUUACCAGUGGAUACCGGGCAUCAAGAUUCCUCGCCUGACGCUUCAUUCGAAGGACGAUCCAAUGGUUGCACCUCGUAAUUUGCUGCACAAGGAAAUUGAGAACAGUAGCCAUGUUGUGAUGGCGAGUACACAUGCAGGUGGUCAUGUCGCAUGGUUCACAGAUAAGGAGUCAAGGUGGUUCACUAUACCUACGAAAGAAUGGGUUCUUGCACUUUUAGACGUCGACCCCUCCCCCAAACGGCCCGUACCUGCGUUGCCGGCAGACGCAAAGGGGAUUGUUCGGUCUCAGCAAUGGCCUGACCGUAUUGGGUACAAGUGCCUCGAUAGCGCUGAAGGGUUGGUGACUGCCAGAAUUUACAAUCAAGACGCUCAGGCGCCAGCCAUUGGAUCAUGA